CUCCAUUAGAUACAGAAAGCUUCAGGGUUCCUGGUUGCCAUAGCGAUGUCUUCUCACCCCGGUGUGCAGGCCAUUAUAGACCUGUCUGCUGGAGCUGUAGGAGGGAUGGUGUGUGUGUUGAGUGGGCAGUCGCUGGACACAGUGAAGGUGAAAAUGCAGUCGUUUCCGUCUCUCUAUCGGGGUUUCCUGCACUGUCUGUUCUCCACCUACAAGCAGGUGGGCAUCAGGGGGCUGUACCAGGGGACCACGCCCGCUCUGAUGGCCAACAUAAGCGAGAACGCAGUGCUCUUCAUGUGCUACGGUUUCUGUCAGGAGGUGGUGCGGCGGGGGUGUGGCCUCAACCGAGACUCCACCCUCAGUAAUGUACAGAAGGCGUGUGCUGGCUCGGUAGCCUCCUUCUUCUCCUCGUUUGUUUUGUGCCCUACGGAGUUGGUGAAGUGCCGACUGCAGGUGAUGAAUGAGAUGAGUUCCUCGGAGAAGAUCAGCUCCACCCACACCUCAGUGUGGUCAGUAAUAAAGUCCAUCAUGAAGGCUGAAGGUCCUUCAGGGUUUUUUCAGGGUCUCACUCCGACCAUCGCCAGAGAGGUGCCGGGAUACUUCUGCUUCUUCGGGGCGUACGAGCUCUGUCGCUCCACCUUCUCUAAACACCUGCAGUGUAGCAGAGACGACAUCGGCAUGGUCUGCACCAUGCUGAGUGGUGGUGUGGGUGGAACAUGUCUCUGGUUGGUGAUUUAUCCGAUGGACUGUGUGAAGUCGAGGAUUCAGGUGAUGUCCAUGGCACAGAGUCAGGCUGGAUUUUACAAAAUCUUCACACACAUCUUCAGGACUGAAGGUGUGAGAGCUCUGUAUUCAGGUCUCACUCCCACGAUGAUCAGGACGUUCCCCGCCAACGGCGCUCUCUUCAUGGGGUACGAGGCGAGUCGCAAACUGAUGAUGUCACAGUUUAACAGCUGAUUUGCUCUUCCACCAGAGUGACUUUAAUUUAUCUCAUUCAUACAACUGUGCAGUUAAGGGGUUAGGGGCCCUGCUCAGGGGCCCAGCAGUGGCAGCCUAGUGGCAAUGGGAGUUGAACUCAUGACCUUAUAAUCAGAAGUCCAACAUCUUAACCACUGAACACUGACGUUUCCGAAAUAGUGUUUUUUAG
Messenger RNA from Silurus meridionalis, 1144 nucleotides. It is a transcript of the gene slc25a15b, whose product is annotated as solute carrier family 25 member 15b. Gene Ontology annotation, biological process: mitochondrial L-ornithine transmembrane transport. The record is from RefSeq and is a predicted model, not a curated record. Gene Ontology annotation, molecular function: L-ornithine transmembrane transporter activity. The transcript has 6 exons. NCBI's taxonomy places the organism in Eukaryota, Metazoa, Chordata, Actinopteri, Siluriformes, Siluridae. The coding region runs from base 46 to 954 and encodes 302 amino acids.